Messenger RNA from Funneliformis mosseae, 492 nucleotides. NCBI's taxonomy places the organism in Eukaryota, Fungi, Glomeromycota, Glomeromycetes, Glomerales, Glomeraceae. The record is from the annotation of a GenBank genome assembly.
AUGGAAAAGUCUACUUCAUUAAAUGGUAAUAAUGAGAAAAGUAAGGACGAGAUAUUAGCAGCUUUGAAAACUGCUACAACUUCAGUAUUUCUUCGCUCAACUCCAAUGCCAGAAAAUGCUAUGACAGUAAAAGGACCUGAUUUUAAUCAACAACUAUCUUUACAUGAAUUACUUGAUGUAUAUUGUCCUGCUCUCACUGAUGGUUCAUUGGGUGAUUUGAUUUAUUUUCAUACUUUUAAAAAUCCCGGGUUGGUUAUUGAUAUAGUAUCUGAUAUAAGAUCAAUAAAUCAACAAGCUGUAUUUGCAAAAAAAACUGGUGUCAUAAUUUUAGGACAAGAGUUUGAUGGAAGUGAUUCAGGUGCUAGACCUGACGAAGCUGUUAGUUGGGGAAAAAUCAGAACUGACGCCGAACAUGUUAAAGUUUAUGCAGAUGCCACAAUUGUUUUUCCACUUAUUGUCUCCGAAACUUUCGUCAAGGAAGUUCUGGAUUAA